UCCUUCCAGCGCGCACAAGAAAACCUCCAAGCGCACCAGAUUAAGUCCUCUUCUCUUCAGCGAGAAACAAAAAAAGAAGAUAUGAUUAAGAAGAUGUCCCCGUCCGAGAGCGACUUUGACAUUCCGGCGAAAAACUCCUACAGGAUGGUCGUCCUCGGCUCCACGAAGGUGGGGAAAACGGCCAUCGUGUCGCGCUUUCUUACCGGCAGGUUCGACGAGCAGUACACGCCGACCAUCGAGGACUUUCACCGGAAACUGUACAGCAUCAAGGGGGACGUGUACCAGCUGGACAUCCUGGACACGUCCGGCAACCACCCUUUCCCCGCCAUGAGGAGGCUGUCCAUCCUGACAGGCGACGUUUUCAUCCUGGUCUUCAGUCUGGACAACCGGGACUCCUUCCGCGAGGUGCAGCGUCUCAAGCGUCAGAUCCACGAGACCAAGUCGUGCCUGCGGAGCAAGAUGAAGGAGCAGGUGGAGGUUCCGCUGGUGGUGUGCGGCAACAAGGGCGACCGCCAGUUCUGCCGCCAGGUGCAGCGCGACGAGAUCGAGCAGCUGGUGGCGGGAGAGGACAAGUGCGCCUACUUCGAGAUCUCCGCCAAGCGCAACGAGAACGUGGACAAGAUGUUCCGCGCCCUCUUCUCCCUGGCCAAGCUGCCGCACGAGAUGAGCCCGGACCUCCACCGGAAGGUGUCGGUGCAGCACUGCGACAUGCUCCACCGGAAGUCGCUGAAGAGCAAGAAGGCGAAGGAGGAAGCGGCGUACGGGAUGGUCACGCCGUGCGCGCGCAGGCCCAGCGUGCACAGCGACCUCAUGUACAUCAAGGAGAAGGCGGUGGGGGGCGGACACGGCAAGGACAAGGACAGGUGCGUCAUCUGUUAGCUCCUUUUAAGACAUUUUGGCAAAAAAAAAAGAAGAAAACUAAGGAGAGGCGGCUUCCCCCCACCCCUCCGCGCCUCCUGGGCAACGCGGCUCCGUUGCCAUGGACACGCGCCAAAAAUUGAGAACUUUGAGUGUGACGUCAUCGUGCUUGCCGACAGCAUCGAGCGGACAUGUUUACAGCUUGUGAAAUAUUUUAUAACUUGAGUGUCUCUUUGCAAUCAGAACUAUUUUUUUCUUAGAUGUCUAUUCAUGAUUGUCGUUGUCACAUUUUUUUGUGAAGGAAAAAAAAAAAACUUCCUGAAAAUGGAAUAAAAAAACUCAGAAAUAUGA
Molecule: messenger RNA, 1209 nt
Organism: Nerophis ophidion (straightnose pipefish)
Lineage: Eukaryota; Metazoa; Chordata; Actinopteri; Syngnathiformes; Syngnathidae
Product: dexamethasone-induced Ras-related protein 1-like
Exons: 2
Coding region: 82-879 (265 amino acids)
Molecular function (GO): GTPase activity; GTP binding
Source: RefSeq, a predicted model, not a curated record